AUGGCGCCGAAGAAGAAACCUCAGACGAAGCAAAGCAACAAACCUGUUGCUUCUUCUUCUUCAAUACCAAAUUCGAACCACAAGAAACCUUCUAAAGUCCCAAAACUUCUGAUUUCGCCGGAGGACGAGGACCAUUUGCGGCGACUCCUGCUCAAAUUUCGCCGGACAGUUUAUCCGGCUAGGGCUCCUCUCCGCAGUGCGCUUUACGUCGCUCAGAAGAAGAAGAAACUCAUUGACCUCUACGAGAAACUCUCUUGCGAAGCCUUCUCAAAUGAUCAUAUUGAUUCCGCUCUCUCCUCUCUAAGACUUACCAUUGCUGUUGCAGGAGGCUCUGUCAGUGUGAUAUCGACUUCAAGGAAAGAUAGGAACGAGUGUCCUGAAUCUCCUACAACAGGGGAAGAUUUGAGUGAGUCUGCUGAAUCUUCAAACAUUCCUACCACAGGUGAAGGUUUAGUUCCAGUGAAGGGAAAGCGAGAUGAAGAAGAGACUCUGGGUUCUUGUCAAUCAUCUCAACCUGAUUGGAUUCGGGUAUCAGAAUCACUGUUGGAAUCUGAGUUUCAGCGUGAACAAUCUCUUGAAGACGAUACAGAAGAAGAAGAAGAAACCUCUUCCAUGCCUGAUGGUGUCCAUGAGUCAGUAACUGUUGACGCUCUCUCUAUCCAGAUGUUAGAUGACUUGAACUUGGAUGCAAAUCUUUUUAAGAGAUGUAGUCCUAAGGAAAUUCAACCUAAAGAUCUUCCCUUAAGUCCCUGA
Microthlaspi erraticum is the source of this 753-nucleotide messenger RNA. The record is from the annotation of a GenBank genome assembly. NCBI's taxonomy places the organism in Eukaryota, Viridiplantae, Streptophyta, Magnoliopsida, Brassicales, Brassicaceae.